AUGAAGAGUCAUCUUCGUAAUCUCUACCUACUCGUUCUCGCGUCAACGGGAAUUACGGUCAUCAUGGAGCCGAAAGAAAAUCUGGGGAUGAGUAAUAAGAAUUCGUUGAAUUUUAACGAGGCCUUCGGCGCGUGCCUCUCGAAAAAAGAAUACGGUAUCUUUGAGUGUGCGAAUCAUGCCACACUCGGUGUUCUUCGAACGUUUAACGAGCAAGACGAGCUGAAUUUUGGAUGUCUUCGCUUGGAGAGAGCUGAUGGUUACGAGCGAGAGUUGGUCGAUCUCGAUUACGAUCCGAGGAGCUUUGAGAACGUGAUAAAGGCCGCUGUGAAACUUAUAGAACGCAGAGGCAUGAAGUGGGACUUGGAUUAUUUGUAUCCGGGACUUCAGAUGCGCGUCGGUCCGACGCUAAAUGCAAACGGGGUUUUAGAAUUUGUAUUGAACGAAAGACCACCUUCGUACGUCGACAGGCAAUCUGGAACAGGAAGGCAGCUGACAAGGCACCUGUUGCCCUUCCUCCUGGGGUUCAAGUUCAAUCUUGUGUCUCUCAUACCGCUAUUCUUUGGUAUGCUGCUGAUCAUUUCGAAGAAGGCUUUGCUGUUGACGAAAGUGGUACUCUUCAUAAGCGGUCUUCUCGGUUGGACUUCUGUAUACAAUGUUCCUCAAAUUCAUCAUUCGCCACUUUUUAAUGGAUUCGCCCAAUAUGAUCAACCUUACGAAAGUCAAAUAAACAAUAAUGGACCUUUAUACGAUCAUUAUCAUAAUCUUAAUUUUCCAUAUCGUCCUUAUCGUGUGCCGUCAAACGUCGAAUUUGCCCCAUAUGAUCGACACGUUGUCAGAGAAGUGGUCGAUGUUUAUGACGGUAGUGAUCAAACGGAUCAAAGUACACGAGCUAAUAAAAAUUUUGCAUGGACAAAAAGUUGA
Molecule: messenger RNA, 921 nt
Organism: Vespula vulgaris
Lineage: Eukaryota; Metazoa; Arthropoda; Insecta; Hymenoptera; Vespidae
Exons: 2
Coding region: 1-921 (306 amino acids)
Source: RefSeq, a predicted model, not a curated record